UAUAGACCGUAUCUUAGAACAGUGGAUAAUAAUAACUAAAUCUUACAUGCUUCUUAUCAGAGGACCUAGUCGGGAAUGUGACAAUAAGGUGGGACUUUAUGAAUAUAAGUCGUGAUAGUUACACGGCUAAUGUCACAAUCUUCAACUAUUUGAAGAAGCAAGAAGCCAUUGAAGGGCCAUGGGAAUUAGGGUGGACAUGGUACGAAGACGAAAUUCUAUUGAGCACUCUGAGUGCUAAAGUUUCAAAACAAAGUAAUGUUCUGAAAUUUGGAGAGUGCUGCAAUCAUAGGGUGACCUUUGUGGACUUACCCCAACAAACUGAUGAUGACCAGCGAAUUGUAGCAAAUUGUUGCAAGGGUGGUGUCAUUCCUUCAUGGUUUAGAGAAGCCGACCUUGCUAAAAGCUCUUCUUCAUUCCAAAUUAGUGUUGGCCAAGUUGGGAUAAAAUUUCAUCCCCCGCCAUUAGACGUGAUGUUGACCACACAAGGAUUAGAAUACGUAUGUGAUUCGUUGUCGGAAGUAAUGAAUACUCCGGGUUAUCUAAAUACGUGGCUGACGACGUGCAAUCUCUACGCCCUUCAAAUAUUAGAGAUCCACGAGGUUCAUAUAUAACAAAGAAGAUCUAUGCAGUUUCUGUGUGUUUCAUCGCUUAAUGCUAUUAAAAUUUAUUGUUAUGUACGGAGUCUUAUCCUCCGAGAUUCAUGACAAAAAAAAAGAAGAGACAUGAGUUGUGGUGUUUUUUUUUUUUAAUUUUAG
Molecule: messenger RNA, 755 nt
Organism: Arabidopsis lyrata subsp. lyrata
Lineage: Eukaryota; Viridiplantae; Streptophyta; Magnoliopsida; Brassicales; Brassicaceae
Product: protein COBRA
Exons: 2
Coding region: 99-611 (170 amino acids)
Biological process (GO): cellulose microfibril organization; plant-type cell wall cellulose biosynthetic process
Cellular component (GO): plasma membrane
Source: RefSeq, a predicted model, not a curated record